Messenger RNA from Geodia barretti, 1495 nucleotides. The record is from the annotation of a GenBank genome assembly. Lineage: Eukaryota; Metazoa; Porifera; Demospongiae; Tetractinellida; Geodiidae.
CUUAUCUGGAAUGCAUUGUGCACGUCUGCAACAAAACACGACGACUCUAAAGUUAGCAAACAUUUUGUGUGUGCGAGUGAUUCGUACCCAGUUGUUCGUCGAGCGCUUCAAUAUUGAAUGUCGUAUUCGUCUCUGGCUGGUAGCUCGGAUCCCCACACCAUGUGAGCCAGGGGAAGAAUAUGCUGGUUGCUGUAGCGACCAGCCACUACCGACCCAUACACCAGGAUAUCGUUGAAGAGAAAGAACUGGCGUUUCUUUGGGCCCUUCCUACAGACUUUCCAGAGCAUACCUUCGCGGAUGAAUAUCCGUCCAGGGACCUGGAGCGCCUGUAAAGCGCGCGAGAAAAGAGAAUAUGUGUGACACGAUUGUGUGAAUCUGGGCAGUCGCUCGCUCACCGCUCCUCCCGUGAACUUGUUUUGAAUGUCGAGGAUCUUGUCGAUGUUGAAGUCGCUCUGGGCCAGCGCAGCCUCGGCCUCUGUCAUGUGGACGUUAGCCGCAUUUACUUUCGUGGAGGUUCUUUUCUUGUGGAAGAAACUCAUGGCGCUUUUAGAUGACUUUCUCCGCUUCUUCUUCCUUGUUUUAUUAUCGUAAGGUGUGGCGUAUAUUCUAAAUCACGCCCACCAAUGCACACGCAUGCGCAAUGCGCAUAUCUGCCGAGUGAUAUCACCAUGACGUAAUCGGCAACUUUGACAAAGACGAGAGAAAGUUCUUCCUGAAGCGUUCUAGCAAGACGAUACAGCGGCCAGACAUGACUACAGAGAACGACAAACCGUUCCAGUGUAUGUUCGAGGGAUGUGGUCAGAGGUUCUCAAACAAUGACCAUCUGGCUGUGCACCGUCAGAAACACGAGUUCUCUCUCAAGUUUGGGAUCGCAAGCAAGACCGGGGAAGCCCUUCUCGUUGAUCAGACACCAACUCCGACGAGAUUCCUGAGGAACGUUGAAGAGAGUGGGCUUUUUCAGGAACUGGCUGAUAACCCGUUUGACCAGGUACAGCAACUGUACCUGGCUACUGUACAACUCCCCACUAAAAAACAGCAAAAAGGACACCUCAUUUUGGAGUUUGAAAAGAGCAAGAAUGGUGCAGACAAGCAAACCUCGGUGGGCGAGGCAGCGAAAGUGCCACACCCCUCUGCCGAACCUGUCACCGUGACAACCGGCACGUCAACCAUCACCAUCGCCGGCAUCUCGAUGGCUCCACCCCCUUCAGUCGCCAACCCCGAUAAACCAGUUCCUAUGGCGACAGCACCACCUCACAUGACCACGGCAUCUGUUUUUACAAAACAGCUGAAAGAACAGCAGAAAUAUCUCGAGGCCCAGAUAGCCAGCAUGGCCAACCAGCAGCUGAACAGUCCAGAUCUCCUGAGUGCACUAAAAGCCAUCCAACAAGGAGACUGCCUCGGAAAAGACUCCGGGAAACAGCUGGCCACUUCACCUCCUCUAUUCACUGCACCCACCGCCGUCCCCGAUCACAUUGCCAAUCCCGGGAGAAAGUAA